GUGAAACUUUCCUGAGGAGGUGCUUGGUAUGUUUGCAGUGUGCUGCGCGGUACUCCGUUAACUCGGGAGAAAACUUAAAGCGAAAAAGAACCGUGUGCUCCUGCCUAUUUUUAGAAGUCUGAAGUCUGAUGGGGGGAAACGAAGGUGCUUGAAGGAAGAAAAAAGUGCGGAGGAAGAAAGUCUCAACUUAGACGCUGCCAUGAGCUCGCGCCACACCGCGAAGUGACGGGAAUUAAAAAUACACACACGCUCGUUAAGUUUACAGGAGCUCGACGCGUCGCUCCAGCUCGACUCAACUUUUUUUCUUGCAUAAAACCCGCAGUGGCCUCUGGAGAAGUUGCUGAGCAGCACCAAUGGCUGCCCAGUGCGACCCUUUGAGCGGAUACUUGCAGCAGUCGGACCAGGGCUCCAACAGCGAGCGGAGCACCGACUCACCGCUCCCCGGCUCAGAGGAGGACCUGAGCGGACCACAUCCGCUGCCAGACCCCGAGUGGACGGAGGAGAGGUUUCGGGUGGACCGUAAGAAGCUGGAAGUCAUGUUAUUAGCCGCCUCUGAGGGGAGAGUCAACGGCGGGGAGGAUUUCUUCCAGAAGAUCAUGGAUGAGACCCAAACACAGAUAGCCUGGCCGUCCAAACUGAAAAUUGGAGCCAAGUCCAAAAAAGAUCCACACAUCAAAGUAUGCGGGAAGAGGGAGAACGUGAGGGAAGCCAAGGACAGAAUUAUGUCUGUCCUCGACACAAAGAGUAACAGGGUAACUCUGAAGAUGGACGUCUCCCACACGGAGCACUCUCACGUUAUCGGCAAAGGUGGCAACAAUAUCAAGAGGGUGAUGGAGGAGACAGGGUGUCACAUCCAUUUCCCAGACUCCAACAGGAACAACCAGACGGAGAAAAGCAACCAGGUGUCCAUCGCAGGGCAGCCAGGAGGCGUGGAGGCGGCUCGAAUAAAAAUAAGGGAGCUACUACCUCUUGUGUUGUCAUUUGAGCUUCCCGCCAUCAUGCAGUCUGACCCCAGCUCCCCCACUGUGCAGCACAUCUCGCAGACUUACAACCUCACGGUCUCCUUCAAGCCUCCGACGCGUCUAUACAGGGCCACUGGGGUUGUUCGUGGCUCACAGAACAACACCAACGCAGUCAAGAGAGGCACCGCUCUGUUGUUAGAGCACCUGGCCGGAAGCCUGGCCAGCACCAUCACCGUCACCACCCACCUGGACAUCGCACCGCAGCACCACCUCUUCAUGAAGGGCCGCAAUGGCAGCAACAUCAAGCACAUCACUCAGAGGACGGGAGCCCAGAUCCAUUUCCCCGACCCCAACAGCCCCCAGAAGAAAUCCACAGUCUACAUUCAGGGCACAAUUGAAUCCGUCUGCCUGGCGCGGCAGUACCUCAUGGGCUGCUUGCCUCUGGUCUUAAUGUUUGACAUUAAAGAGGACAUUGAGGUGGAGCCCCAGUGUAUCACGUUGCUGAUGGAGCAGCUGGAUGUCUUCAUCAGUAUCAAACCAAAGCCAAAACAACCCAGCAAGUCUGUGAUAGUCAAGAGCGUGGAGAGGAAUGCGGUGAACAUGUACGAAGCCAGGAAAUUCCUCUUGGGCCUUGAGAGCAACGGAGUGUUGUCCUCCUCGCCCUCCGUGGCCUUGAAUCCCAGCAUCAGCGGCCCGUCCCCGUCCCUCAUCUGCCCCGUUGGCCUGGACAUCCUGGCCUCAGCUGGUCUGGGGCUCAGCAAUCUGGGUUUCCUGGGGGCGACGGCGGCCCACUCCCUCGCCACCUCGGCUGCCCCGAACGCCGUCCUCAACAGCUUAAACUCCUCCAUGAGUCCGCUGCAGAACCCCAACCCCAGCAACCCCACACCGCCCCCCUCCCUCUGGCCCAGCUCACUCACGGGCAACCAAGGCUUCACGUCUCCGCUGAUGCUGCAUCCUGCCACCCAGGCCACGCUGAGCAGCAUCCUCCUCUCGGGCGUGCAGGGUUACACACAGAGUACACCAUCCCCUCCUCCUGGUCUUGCCCCGAUAGACAAGCAGCCCAACGGCGUCCCGGACUGCACCAAAGGCCCCUGCACUUUAAACGGACACGUCAAGCAUCCCGGUUCCGUCUAUGGGAGGAUAGCGUCUGCAUCACUAGGAGACACGGUUUUGAGUCCAGCCCCAUGUGACUCGGUCCAGGAGGCCAGUGGACACAAUCCUUCAGAACCGCUGUCAAGCAAGUCCAGUCCAGACGAAGGCUCCGACACCUUUGUGGAAGUGGGCAUGCCCAGGAGCCCGUCUCACUCGGCCAAUGGCAGCGAGCUGAAACAAAUGCUGGCUUCGUGUAAAACGUCCUCAGGGAAGCGGCAGGCUGUGGAGCUCCUGCAGGGCACCAAGAACUCCCAUCUACAUUCAGACUGUCUUCUGUCGGACGCCGAGUCCAGUUCGUCAGACAGUCCAGUAGCAGAUAAGAGGGCACCGGGCAGCGAGCGAGCGGCUGAGAGGGCAGCGCAGCAGAACGAGAGGGAGAGAAUCAGACUGGCGCCGCAGACCUCCUUCGCCAACAUGCAGGCGUUUGACUAUGAACAGAAAAAGCUGCUGGCGACCAAAGCCAUGUUAAAGAAGCCUGUCGUGACCGAGGUGCGAACUCCCACCAAUACUUGGAGCGGUCUGGGCUUUUCAAAGUCCAUGCCAGCGGAGACCAUCAAGGAGCUGCGCAGAGCCAAUCACGUUUCAUACAAACCCAGCAUGAGCACCACCUACGAGGGUUCCCCGCUGUCCCUGUCUCGAUCCAGCAGCCGCGAGGGUAUUGGGAACGGCAGUGACUCAGACAACUGGCGAGAGAGAAACGGCACCGGUAACGGUCUGCCGAGUCACGCAGAGUUCCCCUCGGCCGUCGGCAGCCCCAAGAGGAAGCAGAACAAAUCGGCUGCGGAGCAUUACCUCAGCAGCAGCAACUACAUGGACUGCAUCCCCUCGGUAACUGGCAGCAACGGCUGCAGCCUGAGCUCGUCUCUGAAAGGCUCGGACCUGCCCGAGCUCUUCAGCAAGCUGGGCUUAGGGAAGUACACGGACGUCUUCCAGCAACAAGAGAUUGACCUCCAGACAUUCCUGACUCUAACCGACCAGGACCUGAAGGAACUGGGCAUCACCACCUUUGGAGCCCGCAGGAAAAUGCUGCUCGCCAUCUCAGAACUAAACAAAAACCGGAGGAAGCUGUUCGAGCCGCCCAUCAGGUCCUCGUUUCUGGAAGGCGGGGCAAGCGGCCGCCUCUCGCGGCAGUUUCACUCAGACAUGGCCAGUGUCAGCGGGCGGUGGUAGUCGCCUCCGCGCGUCCAGCUCAUCUCCUAAACCGUCCAGGAUGAUGGAAAUCAUCAUCAUCAUCACCAUCAUCAUCAUCAUGAUCCCUCCCCAUGUCUUUCUGUGCCUCAGCAGCAGCCCCAGGUUUCAGCGGUUGUUGUUUACCCUUUUUUUUUUUUUCAGCUUCAACUGAAUUAAGACUGUUCGGAAUGUCGUUGUCGUUGCCAUACAGUAUGAAUAUUGUGUAUAUUAAAAAAAAAAAAAAAGCCAUAAUUUUACCUGAAGUGCCAACAAGAAACACGUGAGGUUCAGUGUUCACUCCUUAUAGAGCCAUUUAGUCUAUGUGGAACAUUUAUAUAUGAAGGUUAUGAUUCUGAAGGAAGGUACUGUCCAGUAUUUCUGUCCAGGCAGAAUGAUUAGUACAAUCAUUUUUUUACACAUUGAUACUUCCUGCAUUUGUAUUAUGCUGUCGUAUCGGUGACAUGCACUUUAACAAUACUAGACUUUUUGCCUGUGAGAGCCUAAUUCCUUACACUUAAAGUAAUGAUGACUAUGCAUUAUUUUUUUUUUUGUUUUUGUUUUGUUUCUGUUUUUAUUAUCGACUAAAAGCACAGAUGCAUUUUGUGCCAAACAAAAUGUUUAAGCACUUAAGCCAGAGAAAUUGACGGCUGCCGCCAAAUGAAGUGCAGAGUGGGGUCAGCUCACCACAGUAUUGACUUCAUCUACCAAAAAAAGAAGAAGAAAAA
Messenger RNA from Solea solea (common sole), 4009 nucleotides. Its product is annotated as protein bicaudal C homolog 1-like. NCBI's taxonomy places the organism in Eukaryota, Metazoa, Chordata, Actinopteri, Pleuronectiformes, Soleidae. The coding region runs from base 354 to 3284 and encodes 976 amino acids. Gene Ontology annotation, molecular function: RNA binding; protein binding. The transcript is spliced from 21 exons. Gene Ontology annotation, cellular component: cytoplasm. The record is from RefSeq and is a predicted model, not a curated record.